GCGCCUGGCAGGCGGCCUGAGCGCGUGCGAAGAGCCGCCGCCGCCGCCGCCGCCGCCGCCGCCGCCGCCGCCGCUCGGGGUCGCCUUGAGCCCCAGAUUCCCCAGCGCUGGCUCGCAUGGCAGCCGCCUGGGCGCCCGGCCCCGCGACCCGCUAAGGGCGGUCCAGCGCCCCGGCCCAGCCCUUCAGCUGAGUCCGUCGGAUCCGGCCUCACUCUGCGCCCCGGGGCGCGCCGCCUCCCAGCCCGAGGUGAGGACCGCGAGGGCAGGGGCGCGCUGGGCUGGGGGCGUUCUGGGGUGCCCAGGCCCCGCGCCGCGGCCGAGCCGAGUGCCGUGGAGAGCCCCCUCCCGGUUCCUGUCUCCAAUCCCCUCGUCUGCUCAGACCUUCCCAACCCCGCCCUCCGCUGCCCCCACCGCUUUUUUCUGUCUGGAUGCCCCUCUCCCCUCUCGGCUCGUUAUCACUCGGAACCGGAAUCUGUGCCGCUAUCUCCGCGUCCGGCCGCCUCCCAGCCUGUGCCGUCCCACAGGUGUCCGCACGUCUGGCGGUCCGUCUGUCCCUCCUGGGGCCGGGGCUGACCAUGCCCAGCGGCUGCCGCUGCCUACAUCUCGUGUGCCUGUUGUGCAUCCUGGGGGCACCCGUAAAGCCUGCCCGAGCUGAUGACUGCAGCUCCCACUGUGACCUGGCCCACGGCUGCUGUGCGCCUGAUGGCUCCUGCAGGUGUGACCCGGGCUGGGAGGGGCUGCACUGUGAGCGCUGUGUGAGGAUGCCUGGCUGCCAGCAUGGUACCUGCCACCAGCCCUGGCAGUGCAUCUGUCACAGUGGCUGGGCAGGCAAGUUCUGUGACAAAGAUGAGCACAUCUGUACCACACAGUCCCCCUGCCGGAACGGAGGCCAGUGCGUAUAUGACGGGGGCGGCAAGUACCACUGUGUGUGCCCACCGGGCUUCCACGGGCGUGACUGUGAGCGCAAGGCCGGACCCUGUGAGCAGGCAGGCUCCCCGUGCCGGAAUGGCGGGCAGUGCCAGGACGACCAGGGCUUCGCCCUCAACUUCACAUGCCGCUGCUUGGCGGGCUUUGUGGGGGCCCGCUGUGAGGUGAACGUGGACGACUGUCUGAUGCGGCCUUGUGCUAACGGCGCCACCUGCCUGGACGGCAUCAACCGCUUCUCCUGCCUCUGCCCUGAGGGCUUUGCUGGGCGCUUCUGCACCAUCAACCUGGAUGACUGUGCCAGCCACCCAUGCCAGAGAGGGGCCCGCUGUCGGGACCGGGUCCACGACUUUGACUGUCUCUGCCCAAGUGGCUAUGGUGGCAAGACUUGUGAGCUAGUCUUACCUGUCCCAGAUCCCGCCACCAUAGCGGACAUCCCCCGGGGGCCCACCUUGGCUGUGGUGGUACCUGCCACGGGGCCUGUUCCCCACAGCGGGGGCGCCGGUCUGCUGCGCAUCUCCGUGAAGGAGGUAGUGCGGAGGCAAGAGGCCAGGCUGGGCGAGUCCAGCCUGGUGGCCGUGGUGCUGUUUGGGGCUGUCACUGCCACUCUGGUCCUGUCCACGGUGUUGCUGACCCUGAGGGCCUGGCGCCGGGGUGUCUGCCCCCCUGGACCCUGUUGCUACUCUGCCCCACACUAUGCCCCGGCGCACCAGGACCAGGAGUGUCAGGUUAGCAUGCUGUCAGCAGGGCUCCCCCUGCCGCCUGACUUGCCCCCUGAGCCUGGGAAGACCACAGCACUGUGAUGGAGGUGGGGGCUUUCCUGCCCCCUCCUUCGUCUCCUCUGCCGCUCAGAGUGGAUUGGCCCUUUCUCGCCACCCCUCAGCUGGGAUACCCAACACUGAGGGACCUCAGCCUCAUGCCAGAAAUAUUAUUUUUUUAAUACAGAGUGUAAGAUGGAACUUUAUCAAAUAAAACUAUGGAAGUGCA
Molecule: messenger RNA, 1911 nt
Organism: Aethalodelphis obliquidens (Pacific white-sided dolphin)
Lineage: Eukaryota; Metazoa; Chordata; Mammalia; Artiodactyla; Delphinidae
Gene: DLK2
Product: delta like non-canonical Notch ligand 2
Exons: 6
Coding region: 429-1727 (432 amino acids)
Biological process (GO): heterophilic cell-cell adhesion; establishment or maintenance of epithelial cell apical/basal polarity
Cellular component (GO): plasma membrane; protein-containing complex
Molecular function (GO): Notch binding; calcium ion binding
Source: RefSeq, a predicted model, not a curated record